AGACGCGCUGUUUCCGGUGUUUGAAAGCCGCGGACAUGGAGCUCGCGGUGGGCAGUGAGCCGAUGACCCUGGGCUCGCCCACGUCCCCGAAGCCGGUCUCUGGAGCUCAGUUCCUGCCCGGGUUCCUCAUGGGCGACCUCCCCGCCCCCUCCAGCCCGCAGCCCCGCCCCUUCGGCCUCGGCACGCCGCUCCUGGACCAAUCACAAGUCCUAGGUUCCUCUGUGUCCUCGGGCCCCGGCAGUUCGGUCCCUCAGCCCGUCGUCCCCACGCCCAAAGACAAGAGCGGGGCCCCUCCCGUCCGCAGCAUCUACGCCGAUCUGGCCGGAGCCGGGACCCCCGCCGCCCCCCACAGACAGGCGUUUCCCAUCAUGCACUCUCCCAUCUCGGCACGACUCGCCUCCACUCCAGGAACAGGGCAGCAGUUGUGUUUGUCUCCUGCUCAGGUGGACCCGUUCUACAGUCAGGGGGAGACACUGAGUUCUGAGGACCAACUGGACCAGACCUGGGUCACAGUGUUCGGGUUUCCUCCGGCCUCGGCCUCUUACAUCCUGCUGCAGUUCGCUCAGUACGGAAACAUCCUCAGACACUCGAUGGCGACUCCCGGUAACUGGAUGCACCUGCAGUAUCAGUCGAAGCUGCAGGCGCGAAAGGCCCUGUCCAAAGACGGGAAAGUGUUCGGAGACGCCAUCAUGGUCGGGGUCAAGCCCUGCAUCGACAAGAGUGUGAUGGAGAGCGCAGACGUCUCGUCUCCUCUCUCCUCGUCCUUCUCGUCUUCGGCUUUGCCCUCGACUCCUCGCUCCACCAUCAGACCCCUGAGCGCCCAACGCUCCUCUGCCAACGACUACCAGGUUGUUUCCGACAGACAAACGCCGAGGAAAGACGACAGCUUCGUGUCUAAAGCCAUGGAGUAUAUGUUUGGCUGGUGACCAUGGCGACCGCGAGUGUGUGUGUGCGUGUGCGUGUGAGAAAGUGUGUGUGCGUGUGCGCGAGUGCUUUUCUUUUACGAAUUUUUAAAAUGUUUGUUUCAAUAAAGCUCUUUAAACACA
This is a messenger RNA of Boleophthalmus pectinirostris (great blue-spotted mudskipper), 1046 nucleotides long. It is a transcript of the gene nup35, whose product is annotated as nucleoporin 35. Gene Ontology annotation, molecular function: single-stranded DNA binding; phospholipid binding; structural constituent of nuclear pore. Gene Ontology annotation, cellular component: nuclear pore nuclear basket; nuclear membrane; nuclear pore central transport channel. The record is from RefSeq and is a predicted model, not a curated record. Gene Ontology annotation, biological process: nuclear pore organization; NLS-bearing protein import into nucleus; regulation of DNA-templated transcription. Lineage: Eukaryota; Metazoa; Chordata; Actinopteri; Gobiiformes; Gobiidae. The transcript has 9 exons. The coding region runs from base 36 to 926 and encodes 296 amino acids.